AUGGAGCGCGUGCCGCCGGAGGACGCUGGGCAGGAGAGGGUCAUGGCAGCCGCCAAGCAGAUCCUGUCCAAGAACGCCGCCGACGACAUGAUGCACUUCCUGUCCACCUUCGACCCGCGUCUGCACCCGCUCUCCUCUCCGGAGACAGUCGAGGAGGAGGCGUCCGGCGGUGAUGACGAUCAAGAAGAGCUAGAAGAGGAGAUCGCCGCCGCGGAGGAGGUCAUCCUCCGGGGCAACUCCUCGUCGCCGUCGUCCGGCGGCAUGAUCGCAGACUACCUCUACGCCGUCGACGACGCCAUGCUGCGGCUGGAGGAGGAGGCGCGCUCCCUGCUCUCUUCUUCCUCCCCCUCUCUGCGGCGCCUCUCGCUGUCGUCGGACGACCUCGGCGACGCGACGCCCGACGCGUCCUCGCGCCACGGCACGCUGUCCCCGACCGCCUCGGCCUCCGUGGGCGCCGUCGCGGCCCGCAUGCUGCGCGCCGGGUACGGGCCCGAGCUCGCGCAGGUGUACGUGGCCGCCCGCCGCGACGCGCUCGCGGAGUCCGUGGCGCUCCUCGGCGUCGAGGCCGUCGCCAUCGAGGAGGUCCUCCGGAUGGAGUGGUCGGCGCUCGACCAGAGGAUGCGGCGGUGGAGCCACGCCGUGAGGGCCGUGGUCAGGACCUUCCUCGCGGACGAGCGCCGGCUCUGCAACGAGGUCUUCGCGUCGGACGAGGACCUCGGCAACGAGUGCUUCGCCGACGUCACCAGGGGCUGCGUCCUGCAGCUGCUCGCCUUCGCGGACGCCGUCGCCGUGUCGCCGCGCGCCACCGAGAAGCUGUACCGCACGCUCGGCAUGUACGAGGCGCUCGCCGACGUGCAGCCGGAGCUGGAGGCGCUCUUCGCCGACGACGCCGCGCGCGAAUUCUUCGCGGGCGAGGUCUCGAGCACCGUCCAGCAGCUGGGCUCCACCGUGCGCCACACCAUCGAGGAGUUCAGCCACGCCAUCCACGGCGAGGCGUCGCGGAAGCCCUUCCACGGCGGGGAGAUCCACCCCAUGACCCGCUACGUCCUCAACUACUGCGGCCUCCUCGCCGACUGCCGCGGCACCCUGGACGCGGUCCUCGGCGACGCCGGCCUCGACGACAGAGCCGCCACCGCCGACGACGGCGCCCCGGCCUCGACGCCGUCCGCGCGCUGCAUCCGCGAGCUGCUCACGCUGCUGCUGCAAAACAUCGACGACAAGUCCCGGCUGUACGACGACGCCGGGCUGCAGAACAUCUUCCUGAUGAACAACCUCUACUACGUGGUGCAGAAGGUGCGGGAGUCCCCGCCGCUGCGUGAGCUCGUCGGCGACGACUGGCUCCGGCGGCACCGCGGCCAGAUCCGGCAGUACGAGACCGGCUACCUGCGGGCGUCCUGGACCGCCGUGCUGUCCCAGCUGAGGAGGGACGACGGCGCGUCGGCGAGGCCGGCGGCCGGGCACAGGGCGCCGUUGGGCCCGUCGGCGAAGAGCUUCAACGCGGCGUUCCAGGAGCUGUACCGGACGCAGACGGCGUGGAAGGUGGCGGACGCCCAGCUCCGGGAGGAGCUGCGCAUCGCGGUGUCGGAGCGGCUCAUCCCGGCGUACCGGGCGUUCCUCGGGCAGGGCAGCCGGCACCCGGCGAGGCACGUCAAGUACAGCCUCGAGGACCUCGAGGACUACAUGCUGGACUUCUUCGAAGGCGCGCAGAAGUUUGUCAGGUCGUGA
Messenger RNA from Miscanthus lutarioriparius, 1725 nucleotides. The record is from the annotation of a GenBank genome assembly. Lineage: Eukaryota; Viridiplantae; Streptophyta; Magnoliopsida; Poales; Poaceae.